This is a messenger RNA of Labeo rohita (rohu), 2549 nucleotides long. RefSeq names its product L-threonine 3-dehydrogenase, mitochondrial. The coding region runs from base 132 to 1235 and encodes 367 amino acids. Gene Ontology annotation, biological process: L-threonine catabolic process. Gene Ontology annotation, molecular function: L-threonine 3-dehydrogenase activity. The record is from RefSeq and is a predicted model, not a curated record. NCBI's taxonomy places the organism in Eukaryota, Metazoa, Chordata, Actinopteri, Cypriniformes, Cyprinidae. The transcript has 9 exons.
GUCCUGUCAAAGACAUUUACACCUGAUCCUCUUCAACUCCAAUGUAGUUGAAUAAGUAGUAGUAUAAGAGCAUACAGGUCGUUCACCUGUUUCUAUUCCCUUUUAUCCUAGACAUUUUGGCGAAGUAGAAAAUGUCCUGUGUGAGAGCUGUGCGAGGUCUGGCACCCGUCUGUGGCUUUCAGCCUCUUGCUGUUUUAUCUCGCGGUGUCAGUUUCUCUCCGCGCCAAGUCACAUCCGACGCCAGUUUUCACUCGGUGUCCUUCUCUGAAUCUGAUCAUCCCAGAGUUCUCAUUACCGGAGGUCUGGGUCAGCUGGGAGUAGGGCUGGCCAAACUGCUCAGGAAGCAGUUUGGAAAAUAUAAUGUUAUUCUGUCUGAUAUCAGGAAACCCUCAGCUGAUGUUUACCAAAGCGGUCCCUUUAUAUAUUCUGAUGUUUUGGACUAUAAGAACUUGUGUGAGAUUGUUGUAAACAACCGCAUCUCGUGGUUGAUUCACUACAGCAUCCUACUGAGUGUGGUCGCAGAAGCCAAUGUGUCUAUCGCUCGUGACGUCAACAUCACUGGGUUGCACAAUGUCCUUGAUGUCGCCACAGAACAUGGGCUCCGUCUUUUCGUCCCCAGCACUAUUGGAGCCUUUGGCCCCACGUCCCCUCGUAACCCAACCCCAGAUCUGUGCAUCCAGCGUCCGCAAACCAUUUACGGAGUGUCCAAGGUUCACGCUGAGCUAAUGGGAGAGUAUUACCAUCACAGGUAUGGUCUUGACUUCCGCUGUCUCAGAUACCCAGGAAUCAUUUCUGCAGACUCUCAACCUGGGGGAGGAACUACAGACUAUGCUGUUCAGAUCUUCCAUGAUGCUGUGAAAACGGGUAGAUUUGUGUGCAAUCUGAGGCCUGACACGAGACUCCCCAUGAUGUUCAUUGAUGAUUGUCUGAGAGCCACACUGGAGUUUCUGGAAGCUCCUGCUGAGACGCUGUCCAUGCGAACGUACAACAUCAGCGCCAUGAGUUUCACUCCAGAGGAGCUGGUACGAGAAAUCAAGAAGCAGCUGCCAGACCUGCAGGUCACCUAUGAGAUUGACCCAGUUCCACAGGCCAUUGCUGACAGCUGGCCAAUGGUCUUUGAUGACGGCAAUGCCCGCAGUGACUGGGGCUGGAAACACAACUAUAGUUUGCCAGAGCUGGUUCAGACGAUGCUCAAAUUCACUGGCUCAGACUCCAGAAUGGCUCGAGCCAACUGAACACCAUCUGCUGUCAUGUGUUUGAGUUUAGCUGAGAUGUUUGGGACCUAAUGGAACGGAUGGUAAUUGGGCUCUGCAGUAUACUAUGUAGCGUACUGAGGUUAAUGAAGGUCAAACUUUCUGCCUUUUUCCAUAUGUAGCGCAUAUUUGCACACUUCUUCCUGGUAAAGUAAACCAAAGAUUUACAGGGUUCAAUUAUAUUCUUAUUUUCCUCAGUCAGCUUAAUAAUUUAUUAAUCUUCCUGAUGAUAUAUUUUAUAUUAUUUAAGCUUAAAUUUGUUUUCUGUAGCAAGCUGUGUGAAAUAAUCUGCUUUUGUUUUUGUUGGUAAAUUGCGGUACAGAUUUUCUUUGUUCUGCUCAAAUAAUUUCCAGUACCGUUCAAAAGUUUGAGGACAGAAAGAUUUUUAUUAAAAAAUAAUAAUAAUAUUAAUUUUGCUCUGCAAAGUUUCUUUAAAUUAAUCAGAAGGAACAGUUAAGACAUUUAUAAUGUUGCAAAAGAUUUCUGUUUCAAAUAAAUUCUGUUUGGAAAAAAAACGGAACUGUCAUAGUUUCCACAAAAAUAUGAAGCAGCACAACUGUUUUCAACAUUAAUAAUAAUUAGAAAUGUUUCUUGAGCAACAAAUCAGCAUAUUAGGAUGAUUUCUGAAGGAUCAUGUGACACUGAAGACUGCAGUAAUGAUGCUGAAAAUUCAGAUUUGAUCUCAGGAAUAAAUUACAUUUUCAAAUAUAUUACAAUAGAAAAGAGUUAUAACAUUUCAUAAUAUUACUUUAACUUUCAUUAUAUAAAUGAAGCCUUGGUGAACAGAGGAGACUUCUUUAAAAAACAUUAAAAUCUUAUAGACUCCAAACUUUUGAAUGGUAGUGUAUACUUAUGAAGUUGUGUGUAAUUGUUUGGAAAAAAUGUAAUGUCCUAGUAUAAAACAAUAAUUCUGAAUAUGGUGCUAUUUCUGAAAAAUUUAAUAGCUUCUUAGUUUUAUUAAAAUAACUUUAUCAUGGUGCUUAGAGUGUAACUGAAUUCGAUUUUUUUCGUACUUUAAAGAACACUUUAUCUAAUUAUAAAGACUUAACAUUUUUAAACGUCAUCUUUUGUGUGUACCAGAAAAAAGAAAGUCAUACAGGUUUGAAAUUCACAACUCAUUUUUGGACAAACUUUCCCUUUAGGUUUGAUUUUGGCUUGAAGAAAUUUGCAACAGUAGUGAAACAUCACUGCCAAAAUGUUCAUAUGCUUAAUGAAAUGCGGUCAUUAAAACCAGAGCUGCUGCUGGUUUUUUAUGGCCACUGCAAAAUUUUAGAAACUUUUUUUGGUAGUGGUUGU